AUGGGAGUCAAACUGUACUACACCACUGUUACUCCGUCUCGCUCGAUAAAGUCCCAGCAGGCUGACGUUACGCGGAUCCUGGAUAGCAAAGGCAUCAAGUAUGAGAUCAUCGAUAUCGCUCAAGACGGAGAGCUUCGGGAAGAGAUGAGGAAGAAUGCGGGAGAUGCUACAGCUGUCCCACCUCAACUCUUCAAUGAGGACCAGUACUGUGGGAACUACGAAAUGUUUUGCGAGGCAGUGGAGGCGGAUACAGUGGACCAGUUCCUGAACUCUCUCGUCGGCCUGGAGAUGAGUGUCCCGGACUACAUGCAGUGUGCCGAGGACCACCAGACUGUCCUUGUGGUGGUCCAGCCAGUGGGCAUCGUAGCCGAAGACCAGUUUUUCAAAAUUUACAAGCGCAUCACCAGCGUCAGCCAGGUGAACAUCCGGGACUCCAAUCGCGUCCUCUUCAUCCGCUACCGCCACCACUACCUGCCUGAAAACAAUGAGUGGGGCGACUUCCAAACUCAUCGGAAAGUGGUGGGACUCAUCGCCAUAACCACCUGCAAUUCGGCUAAAGAGUGGCCCCAAACGGCAGAGCGCUUCCACGGGCAGAAAGAAGUCUACAGCUCCACGCUGUAUGACUCCCGCCUGCUUGUGUUUGGCUUGCAAGGAGAAAUUGCAGAGCAGCAGCGAACAGAUGUGGCUUUCUACCCUGGUUUUGACGACUGUGUAGAGGUGGAGAAAAGGGUGGAGGACUUUGUAGAGUCUAUAUUUAUUGUUUUAGAAUCGAAAAGAUUAGACAGGGCCACAGACAAAUCUGGAGACAAGAUCCCACUUCUCUGUGUGCCCUUUGAGAAGAAAGACUUUGUGGGGUUGGACACUGACAGCAGGCACUACAAGAAGCGGUGCCAGGGCCGGAUGAGGAAGCACGUUGGGGACUUGUGUCUGCAGGCGGGCAUGCUGCAGGAUGCUCUGGUCCACUAUCACAUGGCAGUGGAGCUGCUCAGGGGAGUCAAUGACUUCCUCUGGCUUGGUGCUGCGUUGGAGGGAUUGUGUUCAGCCUCUGUCAUUUUCCACUACCCUGGAGGCACAGCGGGGAAGACUGCAGGACGUAAGCCAAACAUAUCCCAGGCCACUGAUGCAGGGAAGCGUCACCGCCCAGGAGCUCAAGAGGUUCUCAUUGACCCAGGUGCUCUCACAGCCAAUGGUAUUAGUGCAGACACCAGCACAGAGAUUGGACGCACUAAGAACUGCCUGAGCCCUGAAGAUAUCAUAGAGAAGUACAAAGAAGCCAUCUCCUACUAUGGAAAGUACAAGAACGCAGGCGUGAUUGAGCUGGAAGCCUGCGUGAAAGCGGUGCGGGUGCUAGCCAUUCAGAAGAGGGCCAGAGAGGCCUCUGAGUUUCUGCAGAAUGCUGUUUACAUCAACCUGGGACAGCUGUCUGAAGAGGAGAAAAUCCAGCGCUACAGCAUCCUGUCCGAGCUCUAUGAACUGAUUGGCUUCCAUCGAAAAUCCGCCUUUUUCAAGCGAGUGGCCGCCAUGCAGUGUGUGGCUCCCACGAUCCCAGAGCCGGGCUGGAAGGCCUGCUACAAGUUGCUGCUAGAGACUUUGCCUGGGUACAGUCUCUCUCUGGACCCCAAAGACUUCAAGGGUACUCACCGCGGAUGGGCUGCUGUACAGAUGCGUCUUCUGCAUGAGUUGGUAUAUGCCUCCCGUCGCAUGGGCAACCCGGCUCUGUCGGUGCGCCACCUGUCCUUCCUGCUGCAAACCAUGCUCGACUUCCUCUCUGAUCAAGAGAAGAAAGAAGUAACCCAAAGUCUUGAGAACUACACAUCCAAGUGCCCUGGUGGGAUGGAGGUCAUCACUCUUCCUGAUGGCCUGAAACUUCCUCCAGUUCCCUUCACAAAGCUCCCUAUCGUCAGAUCGGUCAAGCUCCUGAACCUCCCGGUCAGUCUGCGUCCUCACAAGGUGAAAGGGCUUGUCCAGAACAUGUCCAGUGCGAGCCCCUUCAUAUACUCUCCCAUUCUCCUCCACAACAGAAAUGAGGAACGCUGCAAGAAGAUCGACUUCCAGUGGGUUCAAGGUGAUGUUUGUGAGGUGCAGCUCAUGGUCUACAACCCUAUGCCUUAUGAACUCCGUGUGGAAAACAUGGGUUUGCUGACCUCUGGGGUGGAGUUUGAGUCUCUUCCGGCUACUCUGUCCCUGCCUGCAGAGUCUGGAUUGUACCCUGUUACUUUGGUUGGUGUCCCUCGUACCGCUGGCAACAUCACUGUCAACGGUUACCACACAUCAGUAUUUGGUGUAAACAGUGACUGCUUGCUGGAGGGCCUGCUCAACGUCAAGAGUAGCGGUUGUUUGGUGGAGGUCAUUCCUUCUCUUCCUCGUUUGCAGCUCAGCACAUCGCUCCCACGGUCAUCUCACACCACUCAGCCCAUGUCUAAGGAGGAGCUGUCCUGUUCUGUGUCGGUCCAGCUUUUCAAUGGAGAAACUCAGAAGCUAACCAUCACUUUAGAAAACAUUGGAACUGAGGACAUUGAAAGCCUGGAACUAAAUUCUAAAACUGUCACCACCAAAGAAAAACUGUAUGGGGAGUUCUUAAGCUGGGAGAUGGCAGAAGCACUCUCUCACCUCCCUCUUAAACCAGGACAAUCGGUGACGCUCGCUGUUGGCGUCAAAGUGAAUCUGGACUUCUCAGGCCAGGAGAACCUAUUGCAAGACCUCAAUGAUGAUGGCAUAAGCGUGACAGGUCUGCCCAUCGCCAGCCCUCUUCGCCAAGUGCUCAAACCUCGUCCUGAAAACAAAUCUGUCAGCAGUGAUUCCGGCAAAGCAGAGUACAACCACAUAAAGCUGUCCACGCGUCCGUGGUUCUGUCCGCGCGUCCGUGGUUCUGUCCGCACGUCCGUGGUUCUACCCGCGCGUCCGUGGUUCUACCCGUGCGUCCCUGAUUCUGUCCGUGAGUCCGUGGUUCUGUCCGUGUGUCCGCGCGUCCAUGUAUGUCGCCUGUUCUGUUUUGGAUUUCCCAGCGUCGCUCUCAUCAGUGUCACGGGUUGA
Messenger RNA from Knipowitschia caucasica, 3033 nucleotides. NCBI's taxonomy places the organism in Eukaryota, Metazoa, Chordata, Actinopteri, Gobiiformes, Gobiidae. The record is from the annotation of a GenBank genome assembly.